Molecule: messenger RNA, 2354 nt
Organism: Ceutorhynchus assimilis (cabbage seed weevil)
Lineage: Eukaryota; Metazoa; Arthropoda; Insecta; Coleoptera; Curculionidae
Source: the annotation of a GenBank genome assembly
UCAAUAAUCAGGGUCCGAUCGCAAACAAUGUAAUAUCGCUAUAUAAAGUGACCGUACGCGAGAUAAAACGCGCUUUUAGUAGCAGAACCACCCGCGGUACCACUUCACCAACAAAUAAUUGAUCGGUACUUUUUUUUUGCCGAUUUUUGUGAUUAGUUUGUAGUAACAAUGGAGGCAGUUUUAAUGGAAGCCUCAUCUGUUGAACAACCGAAACAGGGUGUUAUUAUAAGUGAAUUAGUGACGAAAAAUGGCACUAAAAGUGAAAUUUCGGCUUUUAAUAUGGUACCAUCGAACGCUUUAGUGGAUAUUAAGUUUGAGAAUGUUACUUUUACUGCUACUGAAGGAAGUCUUUUGAGAACCAAAACCAAAAAACGAAUCCUUCACGAGGUCAAUGGCAGAUUUCCGUCAGGUCAAUUGAUCGCCAUUAUGGGCCCAUCGGGUGCAGGAAAAAGUACUUUGCUCAACGUUCUGAGUGGAUACAGCAUAAAAGGGGUUGGAGGCAAAGUCCUUAUAAACGGAAACCCAAGAAAACUGAAAGCGUUUAGAAGACUUUCCUGUUACAUUACGCAAGACGACAGGUUGCAACCGCUAUUGACUGUUGGCGAAAAUAUGCAAAUUGCUGCCGAUUUGAAAUUACCUUCCAGCACUGGCCAAAAACAGAAAACAGCAAUUAUCGACGAAAUCCUUUCGACUUUGGGCCUGAGUCAUACAAAAGACACGAAAACCAUGGGGUUAUCCGGAGGACAAAAAAAGCGACUUUCUAUAGCUUUGGAGUUGGUUAAUAACCCUUUGGUUAUGUUUCUAGAUGAACCUACUACUGGUUUGGACAGUUCCUCCUGCAAACAAUGCCUAGAACUAUUGAAAGUCCUGGCCAGACAAGGCAGAACCAUCGUCUGCACCAUCCAUCAACCAUCCGCAACGCUAUUCCAAAUGUUCGACCAAGUGUACGUGCUGGCAGGCGGCAAGUGUCUCUACCAAGGCGGCACAGAAAACAUGAUACCGUUUUUCGAAGACGUUCAGUUUCCUUGUCCCAAGUUUCACAAUCCUGCAGAUUAUGUAAUCGAAUUGGCAUGUGGAGAAUACGGCACAGAUAAAAUCGACAAAAUGGUCGAAACGUCUCAGAACGGCGACAGCCUAAAGUAUUUCCAAGAUUCAGAAAAAAUCCUAAAAACUGGAUUUACCGACAGUGCAAUCUUUGAAGACGACAGCGGAAACUUGCAAGCCACAUCAAAACUUAAUCAAUUGAAAGUGCUACUAAGACGAUGCUACAUUAAAGCUAAAAGGGACCAGACUUUGACUUAUAUGAGGAUAAUUGUCAACGUUCUUACAUCCCUGAUGCUGGGAAUUUUGUACUACAAUGCUGGAACUGAUGGGUCUAAAGUUCUUAAUAAUUACAAUUUACUUUUUUCCAUUUUGAUGCACCACACAUUUUCUACGAUGAUGUUAACCAUUUUGACAUUUCCAACGGAAAUGAGCAUAUUGAUUAAGGAACACUUCAAUAGAUGGUAUUCCUUGAAAAUGUAUUAUGCAUCUGUGACCCUUAUAGACAUACCUAUAUCCGUCUUAUGUUGUUCCCUGUUCACAUCAAUAAUCUACUACAUGACAGCUCAGCCGUUUGAAAUCAACAGAUUCACCAUGUUCUUUGUAAGCAGCCUAUUAGUGGUUUUUGUAGCGCAAAGUUUUGGGCUAAUGAUCGGAGCUUACUUUAACGUUGUGGACGGAACAUUUCUGGGUCCAACUCUAACAGUUCCUAUGAUGAUGUUUGCCGGUUUCGGCGUCAGCAUCAAAGACUUACCAGUUUACCUGCGCUGGGGUAGCUACAUAUCUUACCUGAGGUUUGCUUUGGAAGGCAUUGUCGGUGCUAUUUACGGUUUGGACAGGGAGGUGUUAAAGUGUCCUGAAAAUGAAAUUAUUUGCUAUUAUAAGUACCCAGCCAAACUGUUGGCAGAUGUGGCAGUGAAAACUGACCAGUUCAGUAAUGACGUGAUUGCUCUAGUCUUAUUCUGGUUUGUCUUUAGGACUUUAUCGUUUGUCGUUUUGAAAUACAAACUUCAUUCUGUGAGAUAAUUUUAAUGCCAUGAUUCUUACAAUCAAUAUCAAUGCAAUAUUAUUUUAUUAUUUACAUUACGCAUUUUAGUUUUUACUGGCUGUGUUCAAAUAUUGCCGUCUUAUUUAUUUUAUUUUAUUUGGAUUUAAGUAGGUUUAGGGUAGAUAGAUAGAGUCCAUGCCUUAUAUCUAGUUCUGAUAACAUUGUACUAUUUAUUGUACGCCUCUAGUAUAUUUGUACCAAAGCUUAGAAUAAAGUAAUCUAUUAAAAACUGCUUUGAUUUUUUUUUUUUGAAAUCCUCUAUACG